Pocillopora meandrina is the source of this 3722-nucleotide messenger RNA. The record is from the annotation of a GenBank genome assembly. Lineage: Eukaryota; Metazoa; Cnidaria; Anthozoa; Scleractinia; Pocilloporidae.
CCGGUGUAAGUCAGUUUGGAUUCACGCUGACCAUAAGAAUUGUUUUUCAAUCAUGGCGGACGUGCAUGGCCAUAUACAAAUCUGGCAAAUUACAGCUUAAGAUGACAGAAAUGCAAGACUCUUUCGAGAUUUUGGAGUGGGAAAGCACAUCAAAGGAACAGGAUUCUCUCAUUCAUCAUUUGUUCGGGGAUAUAUCCUCAAAAAAUGGCAAAUAUUCUACUUCUCUGGCGAGCAAUGGAUCACUCAAGAAUGGUGUGGGUGCUUCAGAGAGUAAGAAACGAAAAGCUACUGAAAGCAACAAUAAAACGGGACAGUUAAAAAAGAAAAGAAAGAAGAAGAAGAGAGAUAAUAAUAAAUUUAAGACAGAGCAAAGGUUAGGUUCAGAGUGUCCAGAGAACGAAAGAGGUGAUGCCAAUGUCAUGAAAGAGCAAGAUCUCGAGGUUGAUAAAGCGACUUCAAAUUAUACGGGACCCGUGGAAAAGACUCUAGAACAAGAACGCAGUAAGAAAUUAAAUCGCCGAAAGAGCAGGAAAGAAAAGAAGGACAUAUUGAUGAGUCAAAGUGACGAGGAAGAUAGCAAUGAGCACAAGAAGAAGGAUCAAAUAAAGGGUGUUAGUGACAAUCGAUGUCAUAAAAGUACUGAUCCCACUUGUCAGCCUCGUACAGAUAAUGAAGGGAUCGCUUCAGAUCUUGAAACCACAGCAGGGGUAAAUCAGUCUGGAAUUAAUAAAGCCAAGACAAAGAGGCGAAGAGAGAAAAAUAAAGGGGAUGAUAAUGGUCAUGUAGACAAUUCUACAAUUAUAACGAAUUCAGAGCAAACUGCUCCAGAGGCAAAUCAAAAACAAAGAAGAAAGAAGAAAAAACAAGAUAGGGAACAAGACUUCCAUAGCCCUUAUGAAGAAUCAGUAGCAGGAAAGAACUUUGAAAACCCCCGGGUCACAAGUGAAAACAUUCAUCCUCCCUCUGCUCUUCAAAGUAAGUCAAGUCUUCAUGAAAAGAUGACUAAGCAAUUGGAAUCUUCUCGAUUCAGAUGGAUAAAUGAACAACUCUACACUACAACAGGGAAGGAGGCAGCUGAAAUGUUCUCUGAAGAUCCAAACCUGUUUGAUAUUUAUCACAAAGGUUUCAACAAUCAAGUCAGAUUAUGGCCAGUUAAUCCUGUUGACAAAAUCAUAGAAUGGUUGAAGAAAAGGUAUUGAAUACAAUGUACUGUGGUUUACAGUGGCCGGUGAUAUUUAAUUUUUUUUUUUUAUAAUACUGUACAAUUUUCCUUGGCUUGGUCACUGUGGAAACUAAAAUGACUAGUAUCUAUUUUUGCUUUUUUAUUAUGAAUCAAACAUUUACGCCAUGUAGCUCUUCUUUACAUUACAGAUACAUUGUACAAGGUUAUCAGCUUGAGGUUGUUGUUUUGAUCUAAUGCCAAUAGCUCUAUACCUAUUUACUAGAAAACAUGUUGGAGAAGAAAAGGAGAAUUUCUUAUCAGAUCUUACAGGCUUAAGUGUGAACACUGAGUUUAUUUCACACAAAGGUUGUUUUUUUGGCUUGUGUUUCUUCCCAAACAAUGCUGAUGGUAUCUGCUUAUUUACAUUUGUAGUUAUAAUAUUUACUUACUCGUCAGUGUUAUCUAUUUGUAGACCAAUAUCCAAUGUGGUUGCAGAUUUUGGUUGUGGAGAAGCAGCAAUUGCUCAGAGUGUUGUAAACAAAGUACAUUCAUUUGAUCUUGUGGCCAAAAAUAAGUUUGUAACAGCAUGCGACAUGGCAAAGGUUUGUGUCAAUCACAAGUCAUUCAGGUUUGUGAUUUAUUGUUUCUGCUGAGACUUAUUUCUGAUUCAUCUGUAGUGGCUUUAAACUCAUGUCUCCUGCAUUUCAGGUCCCCUUAAGCCCUGAAAGUGUCGAUGUUGCUGUCUUCUGUCUUUCACUAAUGGGAACCAACCUUGUCGAUUUCUUGACAGAAGCCCACAGAGUCCUUAAACUGGGGUACAGACUCAGUCAUUACCUCUUUUUUUAAUUUGAUUUAUUUAUAUGUACCACAGGUAACACUAAGUAAUAUAUUGUAACUGUAAAAGAGAUAACCUCUAUAUCAUGAUAAUUUUGAGUGCUCCAGUCACAAGGAACUUUUUCCUAUUUUCAAAAGCAAGAAUUUUGUAAGGUCUACAUAUUUUUAAUAAUUUAGGUUUUAGUAUAAUUUUAUAAAAUAGGUUGAAGUCUUCAUCACAGAGUUGACUACAGCUUGGACUGCCCAAUUAUUGUGCAUAGGAUCAGGGCAUCUAGGAGUUUCAUAUUGCCAUAAAAAUCAGAUUACUGUAUUUUUAAUCUAUAACCUAAGUACAACCUUAUUACAUGCCUUAUGAUACAAUAGUUUGUAUAAUUUUUAUUGUAGAGGUAUUCUGAAAGUGGCAGAGGUGACAAGUCGUAUCAAUGACACAGCAGAGUUUGUCAGGUCUCUACUUAGACUAGGAUUUAAACUGGAGAAUGAGGUGUGAUAUUCACUAUGGUAACUUUAUUUCUACUCCCUGGUUUUAUGUUUUUCAGUCGGCAGUAAAAUUAUUCUUUGGUAUGAAAUUAUUUUUAAAUGGGUUAUUAUGAUGGCAGUACGCCCCAGUUGGUUGAAGAUUUUUCAAUAUUUUUUCUCUCAUUAUAUUUUCUUUUUAUGUUCCUAAAUGAAAAGGAGGCAAAAAUGCAGAAAAGAUUAUUUAAAACCAAAUCUUGAGUAACUACACUAAAGAUCGUUACUAUUACUGUUGCUACUAUAUAUUACUAUCAUUGUUAUUAUUAUCAUUAUUAUAAGCUCAGAUAAUUUUGAUAAUUCACCUCCUGCAUUUAUGUUGGAGAUAAGUCAUCGCGAUUCUCAAAAUCCAAGGGUAAUAUUAUUUUGUUAAAAACCAGGAUUUGGACAGUUACCCAGCAUUGAUAAGCCAUUCCCAACAGUUUCUGCGAAGUCUAUUCCAAUACCUGGUGAUCUAAGGUUGGGUGGUGUUAUCGUUGUUGUUGUAACACUGUCUGGUUACACUGACUUCUCCCAGUCUCUUCUCUGUGAAAGCUUUUGGUUUUUGGUUUGAGAGCAAAAUGAAGAACUGGUUGUAGGUUAUGAUAUACUUGUCAUGAAUGAUCACUGCCAUGCAUGUUUUUGUAAUAACAAUUUAUUUUAUCUCCUAGGACUCUACCAACAAGAUGUUCGUUCUGUUUGAUUUUGUAAAGGUUCAGGACUCUAAAAUGUCAGUUUCAUCUGGCAAACUGGAGGGCUUAAAACUUAAGCCAUGUAUUUACAAAAAAAGAUGAUGCUACAAAUUUGUAACAAAGACAGUUCCUUGUAGAAACAUUGAGGUCUCAAUACCUCAUCUCAAUCAGAUCUCUACCAGAUAAUCUGAAUGAUGAAAACAGGGACUUCCCUAUUUCAAAAAAUACUGUUUUCUGUGAACUAUUUUUUUUUAACCAGUGAAAGAAUGAGAAAUAAAAAAAUGGAAGUAAUCUGUUUUGAAAACUUCCAGAAUUACCAGUAUUUAAAGCAGUCUCAUCUAUGGAAAACACUCAUGAUUCAAGUUGUUUCCUUGGCAUUGGUUUUUUUAAAAUUAGUUGGAUUUUUCACAGUUCACUACAGAGUAAAUAUUUUACAGGGAUUUCCAAGGAUGAACCUAGUACAUUGUGGCUUAAGGAACUGGGGAAAGUCAUGGAUUCAAAGAUUCCUGUGUCUUAAUUUGUGGUUACUAAUUUUCUCGUGAAGC